This is a messenger RNA of Lineus longissimus, 3232 nucleotides long. Its product is annotated as 3-phosphoinositide-dependent protein kinase 1-like. Gene Ontology annotation, molecular function: protein serine/threonine kinase activity; ATP binding. The coding region runs from base 84 to 1580 and encodes 498 amino acids. The record is from RefSeq and is a predicted model, not a curated record. Gene Ontology annotation, biological process: peptidyl-serine phosphorylation; intracellular signal transduction. The transcript is spliced from 13 exons. NCBI's taxonomy places the organism in Eukaryota, Metazoa, Nemertea, Pilidiophora, Heteronemertea, Lineidae.
CACUUCCGUCGGUGAAAAUGGAACCCGUCCCAUCAACAUAAAUCUGUCAAAAUCGCUCUGCAUUUGCUGCCUCCAGAGACAAAAUGUCAAUCCCCAGCCCUAGUCGAACUUCGAGCACUGGAAGUGAUGUAUCAAACGAUAAAAAAACGAGUGCACAGAUGCCUGCCAAAAAAACUCCGAAUGAUUUCAAGUUUGGAAAAGUUAUCGGAGAAGGUUCUUUCUCAACAGUUAUACUCGCAAAAGAAGUGAACUCAAACAAAGAAUAUGCAAUGAAAGUGUUGGAGAAGAGGCAUAUCCUCCGAGAAAAGAAAGCUCAAUAUGUGAACCGGGAGAAAGAGGUGUUCAACAUGCUGUCCAAGCACAAUCAUCCGUUCUUCAUCAAAUUGUACUUCACAUUUCAAGACCCCGAAAGACUAUAUUUCGGUUUGAGUUAUGCAAGACGAGGUGAACUGUUGGACUACAUUAAAAAGUUAGGUGCUUUUGAUGACAGGUGCACCAAGUUUUAUUCAGGAGAAAUCAUACUAGCGCUAGAGCAUAUGCAUAGUUUGGGAAUCAUACAUAGGGAUUUGAAACCAGAGAACAUCCUCCUGAAUGACGAUAUGCACAUUCAAAUCACUGAUUUUGGAUCAGCUAAAAUCAUCAAACCUCAAGAGGAACCCAAGUCAGCAGAUAACACAGAUUCUCAAGGCCGAAAAAGGAAGAAUUCGUUUGUUGGCACUGCACAGUAUGUUUCACCAGAGGUACUAAAGGGCCAGCAGGUGUACUUCAGUUCAGAUCUCUGGGCAUUAGGAUGCAUAAUAUAUCAACUUCUGGCUGGAUUACCGCCAUUUAGGGGAAGACAUGAAUAUGAAAUCUUCCAAAAGAUUGCAAAAUUAGAGUAUGAAUUCCCCGAAGGAUUUAAUCCCAUUGCAAAGGAAUUGGUAGAAAAACUUCUCGUGUUAACACCGGAGGAGAGACUAGGUUGUGAAGAAAUGGGUGGCUAUCAGCCACUAAAAGAUAGUGUGUUCUACAAGGAUCUCAACUGGAGUAUAUUACCGGACCAACAACCACCAGAACUUGUUCCGUAUCUUCCUGCUGUAGACGACACAUCCGAAAAUCUCUGGAGUGAUUACAAGGCUGGGUUAGAUGAAAAGCAAUUAUCUCGUCUCCAUGGUAUCGAGUUACACGAUAAUGACAAGCCACCAUCUACCUCAUCAUCACCUUCCAAGGAACCUGGUGUGUCAGAAGAGGAACGCAAAGCCCUGUUAAAGACACAAGCAGAAACAAACAACUUCCAUAGAUUUGUUAAGAAUAACUUAGUAUUAAAGCAAGGAUUAGUUGACAAAAGAAAGGGUUUGUUUGCAAGAAGACGGAUGUUGUUAUUAACCGAGGGACCACAUCUUUACUAUGUUGAUCCUCAGGCUAUGGUGCUCAAAGGGGAAAUUCCAUGGUCCAAGGAACUCCGACCAGAAGCCAAAAACUUCAAGAUAUUCUUUAUACAUACACCAAAUCGGACAUAUUAUCUUGAGGAUCCCCAAGGCUAUGCAUUGGAAUGGGUGAAGAAGAUACAAGAAGUAUUGAAUCGUUACUAUGGAACUUAGAGGAAGCUUUAUGGCAUGGGUUAAAACAAACAAGUCACUUUUUAAGGACUUAUUAAUGAUGCUAUGCAUUGGACGCUGCCAUAGGAAUGUAAUAUAUAUCUUAAGUACGUCUUUAUGAUACUGAGGUUACCAGUCAAUGUCCUUAGGUCAAAAAGGCUAUUUAAAAAAGGUGUAUUAAAAAACAAACAAAUAUAAGCUAAACCUAACAAACACACCAGAGCAUAUUCUGAUAUUGGUAUGAACUGUGGUGUUUCAGAUGCAGAGAAUCGGAAUGAAAAGGUGAAUUCCCUUGCAUUAGAUUAUCCAUUGGUCACAUCCACUUGAGAGUGCCAUACAAUAUUAAGAUUAUUUUGCAUUAUGUUAGACCUUCCUUCUCGACCUGAAUAUGUGAUAUAUGGUACCGUUUCCAGAUUUCAUGUAUAAAUGUUCAUGUGAGAGUUUGCAUUGUGCGUUUUGGAAUGGCUGUCUAUUUCAAAUAAUUGUGGGUUUUAAUCUGAAUCAGAUGUUAUAUGUUGUUUGGUUGACACUGUGAACCAAAUGCAAGGUUCCUUGCACCCUACAGAGUGGUUAAUCAGAUUAAUAUGUAGCGAUUAUCAGCUGCCGGAUUUUGUCAAUAGACGUGCCGGAAUCUUUUUUUGGGCUGGUGAAAUUGAGGUGCAAAAGUAGAUGAUCAACAGUGUCACCCCUCAAUUUCACCAUCCCACAAAUGUUUCCGGCAAGUCUAGUAUUAACGAAGUAUUUAAAGAUACUAGAACAUGUUUAGGUACAUGUGUAUAAAUGGACAAAUUAAUAAGAAUUUUAAACAAACUUAAAAACAUGACCUGUUUCCUGUUCAGAAGGGCAGAUCGUGUCAUUAUUGUUGUGUUUGUAUCAUGGCAUUUGAUCAUGUAAGAAUGAUUUCUAAAAGUUUCCUUCUACAAAGUACAUGUUGUAUCAGAAGAGUGCGUGGGUGCAAGAUGUCAUUCAAUAAACUGACCAGCUUGGCUUUAUCUGAGGAAAAACCAAAGCAAUUGGUACUUUGCCUUGGUUUUGGUAGUUUUCAUUCUCUUUGGGACACCCUUUGCAUUAGUCAGGGUUUGGGUUGUCUUUAUUCCGAAUGUACAGUCCUGUAGAUAUGUUUGAUAUGUUACUCAUGUCCAUUAUUGAUCUCAGAUGUGUCAAACAAUGUGUCAGUGAUCUGUUAAUCAAGAGUGUUAUUUCUGUCAAAAGUUAUUUUAAUUCUGUUUCCAAAACUUGGUUAGGGAAGCCUCUACCUGUAGCUGUUAGUAAAGCUAGCUACCUUGUACCAUUGCAUUAAUAUUAAAGGUCUAUAUAAAUUCAUUGUUCGAUGAUGAUUGUUAUAGUUCAAUUUGCAAGUCUUGCCUUUUAUUGGUAGCCGAAUCUUUAGGGAUGCAGAGAUUGUUGUGGUCAUUAACCGCAGGUGGAUUGCAGCAACAUUCCGUCGGCCUCUACAGGUUUACCAGGACAUACAGCAGUAGUAACCUGCAUGAUGAGAUUUAGUGGGGUCGCCUACCUAUGAACACAUUGUUUAAUCGAGGUAACGGCCUGAUCCUGCAACCAGUGCCGGUUCUACUCUGAUACAGGAACUCCUAUAUUUUGCUUCGACGCUACUUUUGGCCUUAAAGGGGGACCAUAGGCAAGUGCUGGGGGGG